Xenopus laevis (African clawed frog) is the source of this 7848-nucleotide messenger RNA. It is a transcript of the gene sdk2.S, whose product is annotated as sidekick cell adhesion molecule 2 S homeolog. The coding region runs from base 419 to 6943 and encodes 2174 amino acids. The record is from RefSeq and is a predicted model, not a curated record. NCBI's taxonomy places the organism in Eukaryota, Metazoa, Chordata, Amphibia, Anura, Pipidae. The transcript has 45 exons.
ACACAGCACAUUCCCCAGCUUACUCACAUCCGUGCAGCAGCAAGACCGAGCGAGAGUGGCAGCCAGGGCACAGGCAAGGUGGUUGCCACGCACAAGAGGCCCUUAGCCACCACCUGCAAGGGCUAGCAGCAGGCAACUUUGCCCUCUGUCUCUCCUUCAGCGCCUUGCCCUCCUUGGGCUGCUGGGCACAUAAACUUUCUGCUGAAGGCGCUGAAUACCAAGGGGAUGCAUGAAGAGCUCUGUGCCCAUUAGAGCUCACUAGCAGGGGAUGGACAUGUAACAGGACCCCCUUUCCUUCUUCAAUGUGCUGCAGUCUCCUGUCUCACCUGCUCUUGACGCUGGAUUUGGGCUGAUCUCGUGCCCACAACACUCACAAGUGAAUCCGUCCCACCUACAGUUGAGGAUUACAAAAGAAAGGAUGCCUGGAGCAUGGGGUAGGGUCUGGAUCUGCCUGGCAGCUGUACAAAUGCUGUGCCCAUGCUGGGCUCAAGAUGAUGUUCCCCCAUACUUUAAGACUGAGCCUGUCCGGAGCCAAGUCCAUUUGGAGGGAAACCGGCUGGUCCUGACCUGCAUGGCAGAAGGGAGCUGGCCAUUAGAGUUUAAAUGGCUGCACAACCAAAAGGAACUGACCAAAUUCUCCCUGGAAUACAGAUACAUGAUCACGUCUCUGGACAGGACUCACGCUGGAUAUUAUCGCUGCAUUGUACGUAAUCGGAUGGGUGCAUUGCUGCAGCGGAAGACUGAAGUUCAAGUAUCAUAUAUGGGCAACUUUGAAGACAGCGAUACUUCCCUAUCUGUUUCUCAUGGAGAUGCGGCUGUAAUCAAUGCUCCCAACAUUGCCAGCUUUCCCCAACCCCAGGUGACAUGGUUCAGGGAUGGUAGAAAGAUCCCAUCCAGCAAUCGUAUAGCCAUCACCAAAAGCAAUACAUUAGUGAUUUUGUCCAGCGUGGCUCCAGAUACCGGGCGCUACUAUGUGCAGGCUGUCAAUGAUAAGAAUGGUGACAACAAAACUAGCCAGCCCAUCACUCUAACUGUGGAAAAUGUGGGUGGUCCUGCUGAUCCCAUAGCUCCCAUCAUAAUCAUACCCCCGCACAAUACAAGCGUGGUGACUGGCACAUCAGAGGUGUCUAUGGAAUGUGUUGCCAAUGCACGGCCACUCACUAAGCUAAACAUUGUUUGGAAAAAAAAUGGAGUUCACCUGACCAAUGGGGUGACUGAAUUUGGGCGUUGCCUAACAAUUUUGAACCCCGUUCUGAGUGAUGCUGGUUAUUACUCCUGUGAAGCCACUCUGCGCAGCAGCAGCGUCCCACCUGUGUCUGCCGGAGCCUACUUAACUGUGCUUGAGCCUCCCCAGUUUGUGAAGGAGCCAGAUAGACACCUGACUGCUGAGAUAGAGAAAGUAGUGGAGAUCCCUUGCCAGGCCAAAGGGGUACCCCAGCCCGUCAUAUCUUGGUAUAAAGAUGCUGUUCUCAUAGACAUCCGUAGAGAUGCCAGGUUCCGAUUGGUUUCAUCAGGUAGCUUGAAGAUCAGUGGGCUUAUUCCAGAGGACACUGGAAUGUUCCAGUGCUUUGCUCGCAAUGACGCAGGAGAGGUGCAGACCUCCACUUACCUGGCAGUUACUAGUAUUGCCCCAAAUAUAACGAGAGCCCCCCAGGACAGCACUGUAAUCGAUGGGACUGCUGUGGUACUGCAGUGUGAGACAUCAGGAGCUCCUCGACCAGCCAUUACCUGGCAGAAAGGUGAUCGGAUUUUGGCCAGUGGGUCAAUCCAGCUACCGCGUUUUACUUUGCUAGAGUCCGGGAGUCUGCUCAUAAACCCUGCCCAUAUUUCUGAUUCUGGCACCUACACUUGCACUGCCACGAACUCUCGGGGGGCUGAUGAUGCUUCUGCUGAUAUCAUCGUAUGGGCUCGAACCAGAAUCACCAACCCACCUUCAGACCAGAACAUUAUAAAAGGGACCAAAGCCUCCAUGUCCUGUGGGGUGUCUCAUGAUGUAAAUGUAGCUAUCAGGUAUGUGUGGGAGAAGGACGGGUUCCCUGUCGGUGUAGCAAACUCUCCAAGGCUCCAGCUGGACAAGAAUGGAACUUUGCACAUUUCACAGACUUGGUCUGGAGACAUUGGGACAUACACUUGCCGUGUUUUGUCUGUGGGAGGGAAUGAUUCCAGGAGUGCUCACCUACGUGUCAGGCAGCUCCCUCAUGCACCCGAGAACACAGUGGCCAUGCUAAGUUCUGUAGAGUCCAGAGCUAUAAAUCUAACUUGGGCCAAGCCUUUUGAUGGGAAUAGUCCUCUCCUUCGUUACAUCCUGGAGGUGUCUGAGAACAAGGCACCUUGGACCAUCCUACUGGGCAGUGUGGAUCCUGAACAAACUGCUUUAGUUGUGCGAAACCUUAUUCCAGCACGUUCCUACCAGUUUCGCCUGUGUGCUUCCAAUGAUGUGGGCAAGGGGCAGUUCAGCAAAGACACAGAACGAGUUACACUCCCUGAGGAGCCCCCAAGUGCUCCACCUCAAAAUGUUAUAGCCAGUGGCCGCACUAACCAGUCCAUUAUGAUCCAGUGGCAGCCUCCCCCAGAGAAUCAUCAAAAUGGCAUCCUUAAGGGUUAUGUUGUAAGGUACUGCCUUUCUGGCCUCCCUGUGGGCUACCAGUACCAGAACCUUUCCAGUCCAGACAACAGCCAUCUUCUUUUGGAGGACCUGAUCAUCUGGACCAACUAUGAAAUUGAGGUGGCAGCAUACAACAGUGCUGGGCUGGGAGUGUUUAGUGGGAAAGUGACUGAAUGGACCCUGCAAGGAGUGCCAACAGUACCUCCAGAGAAUGUAAAAGCAGAGGCAGUCAAUUCUACAGCCAUCCGUUUCACUUGGAACCCACCGAGCCCACAGUUUGUGAAUGGCAUUAAACAGGGUUACAAGCUGAUGGUGUGGGAGCCGGAUCAGGAAGAUGAUAUCAUUAUGGUCACAGUGCGACCUAAGUUCCAAGAAAACACCCAUGUUGGCGUUAUUUCUGGCUUAAAGAAGUUUACCAGCUACUUCACAUCUAUCUUAUGUUUCACUAGCCCAGGGGAUGGUCCACGGAGCACACCUCAGCUACUCUGGACCAAUGAGGAUGUUCCUGGACCUGUGGGACAUCUCAGCUUUGAUGACAUUCUAGACACUUCUCUCAGGGUGACCUGGCAGGAGCCUGAUGAAAAGAAUGGUCUACUUUCAGGGUACAAGAUCUCAUGGGAGGAGUUUAACCAAACCAACACUAGGGUCACCCAUUACCUGCCCAAUGUCACUCUGGAGUAUCGAGUGACAGGCCUCACCUCACUUACCACCUAUACCAUUCAGGUGGCAGGGAUGACAUCUAAAGGCCAGGGUGCUGUGUCGUCUUCCACUAUCUCUUCAGGAGUCCCACCAGAGCUGCCUGGUGCUCCAUCUUAUCUGGGCAUCAGUAACAUUGGAUCCCGUUCAGUUACACUUCAGUUCCGACCAGGAUAUGAUGGAAAAACCUCGAUCUCCAAGUGGUUGGUGGAAGCUCAGGUUGGCAGUCCCAGUGAGUCAGACGACUGGGUACUUAUUUAUGAGCUGGCAAAUGAACCUAAUGCUAGAUCUCUAAACGUGCCUGAAUUGAGACCUUAUAAUUACUACAGCUUCCGUAUGCGACAGGUAAAUAUUGUGGGCUCUAGCCCCCCAAGUCUACCUUCUCGGAGGAUCCAGACUCUACAGUCUUCACCCUCUAUGUUCCCAGCUAAUGUGACACUGCGUACUGCCAGUCAGACCAGCCUAUGGGUGCGCUGGGUGCCACUUCCAGAAAUGGAGUACAAUGGGAACCCAGAUUCUGUAGGAUACAAAAUCCGAUACACCAGGCAGGACAAAAAAAGUAAACCACUCAUCCAUGCCAUUUAUGAUCGCAUUGAGAGAGAGUACACUAUUGAGGACCUAGAGGAAUGGACAGAGUAUGCAGUGCAGAUUCAGGCCUUCAAUGCUAUUGGUGCUGGACCCUGGAGCCCUGUGGCUACUGCAAGGACCAGAGAAUCAGUGCCUUCUUCUGGUCCUACCAAUGUCUCUGCAUUGGCCACAACAUCAAGCAGCAUUCUUGUGCGCUGGAGUGAGAUUCCAGAGCCAGAACGGAAUGGCCUUAUUUUGGGUUAUAAGGUUCUGUACAAGGAAAAGGACUCUGACACUUCCACACAUUUCUGGCUUGUAGAAGGCAACUCUUCCCGCAGUGUCCAGCUCUCCGGCCUUGGCAAAUAUGUUCUCUAUGAGAUUCAGGUUCUGGCAUUCACAAGAAUAGGAGAUGGAGCUGCCAGCACACCGGCUAUUCUGGAGAGAACGCUGGAUGAUGUGCCAGGUCCACCAGUGGGCAUUCUCUUUCCAGAAGUAAGAACCACCUCUGUGCGCUUAAUUUGGCAGCCACCUGCUGCCCCCAAUGGAAUCAUUUUGGCAUAUCAGAUCACUCACCGUCUUAAUGCAACAAAUGCAAACACUGCUACUGUAGAAGUGCUUAAUCCAAGUGUGCGCCAGUACACGGCCACUGGUCUGAGACCUGAAUCCAUCUACCUCUUCAGGAUCACGGCCCAGACGCGCAAAGGCUGGGGGGAAGCAGCUGAAGCCCUGGUAGUGACUACAGAAAAGAGAGACCGCCCUCAGCCGCCCAGUAAGCCUACAGUACUACAGGAAGAUGUCAAGGCCCGCACUGUCCUUUUGUCUUGGGAUCCAGGAAGUGAUGGUCUUUCCCCUGUACGAUAUUACACCAUCCAGACCCAGGAACUGCCCAAAGGAAAGUGGAUGGUGCACUCGGCCACCAUUAGCCACAAUGCCACAUCUGCUAUUGUCGACCGCUUAAAGCCAUUUACCUCUUACAAGUUCAGAGUGAAAGCAACCAAUGACAUUGGUGACAGUGAAUACAGUGACGAAUCAGAAGCCCUGACUACGCUGCAGGCAGCCCCAGAUGAAGCUCCCACAAUGCUCUCCGUAACACCUCACACUACUACCUCUGUGUUGAUUCGCUGGCAGGCUCCAGCUGAAGACAAGAUUAACGGAAUCCUCCUAGGGUUCUGUAUCCGCUUCCGUGAACUCGCCUAUGAUGGACUAAGGAGUUUCACUAUGCAAAGCAUCAAUAACCCCAGUGCAAAGUGGGCAGAGCUAACUGCUUCCUACAUGAUGCGGAACCUGAGCGAACCAACCCUCACCCAAUACGAGCUGGACAAUCUGAACAAACACAAGCGAUAUGAGAUUCGGGUGAGCAUGUACAAUGCUGCGGGAGAGGGGCCUUCCAGUGUUCCUCAGGAAGUGUUUGUGGGAGAAGCAGUGCCCACAGCUCCACCCCAAAAUGUUGUCAUAGCAAGCGCCACAGCAGUGCAGCUGGAUGUUACCUGGGAGCCCCCACCUCUUGAAGCUCAGAAUGGAGACAUCCAGGGGUACAAGAUUUUUUACUGGGAAGUUCUGCGUAAGAAUGAGACAGAGAAGGUUCGGACGCUGUUCCUACCAGAGACUGGAGUCAAACUGAAGAACCUGACUGGCUACACCACAUAUAUGAUUAGUGUUGCUGCUUUUAAUGCUGCAGGAGAUGGACCCAGGGGACAGCCAAUUCGUAGCCAGACACUGCAAGCUGCACCCAGUGCUCCGGCAUCUAUCAGAUUUAGUGAAUUAACCACCACUUCUGUCAAUGUAUCCUGGGAUGCACCUGUUUACCCCAAUGGUAUCCUGGAGGGAUACAGGCUGGUUUAUGAGCCGUGCACACCUGUAGAUGGGAUUAGUAAGAUUGUGACAGUGGAUGUGAAGGGUAACAGUCCCUUGUGGAUGAAAGUGAAGGACUUGGCAGAAGGAGUUACUUAUCGCUUUCGGAUCCAGGCAAAGACUUUCACUUACGGGCCAGACAUUGAAGCCAACGUGACUACUGGGCCUGGAGAAGGUGCCCCCGGACCCCCAGGAGAGCCAUUUAUAUCCAGAUACAGCUCAGUCAUCACCAUUCACUGGUCCAGUGGUGAUCCAGGCAAGAGUCCCAUCACCAGGUACAUCAUAGAGGCUCGGCCAUCAGAUGAGGGACUGUGGGAUAUUCUUAUCAAAGACAUCCCCAAAGAAGCAACAUCCUACACGUUCAGCAUUGAUAUCUUAAAGCAAGGUGUGAGCUAUGACUUCCGAGUGAUUGCUGUUAAUGAUUACGGAUAUGGAACACCAAGUGCACCAUCUCCGGCUGUAUCAGCACAGAAGGCUAAUCCAUUCUAUGAGGAGUGGUGGUUCCUGGUUGUUAUUGCUCUCAUUGGACUCAUCUUCAUUCUCCUCCUGGUUUUUGCCUUGAUUAUCCGUGGCCAGAGCAAAAAGUAUGCCAAAAAGUCUGAUUCAGCUUGCAACCCCAAAACCAACACGUUAGGCCAUGCCGAGAUGGUCAGUCUAGAUGAAAGCAGAUUCCCUGCUCUAGAAUUAAAUAACCGGCGCCUAUCAGUGAAAAAUUCUUUCUGCAGGAAAAAUGGAAUUUAUACAAGGUCUCCUCCACGACCUAGUCCCGGGAGUCUACAUUAUUCAGAUGAGGAUGUGACCAAAUACAAUGACCUUAUACCCACAGAGAGUGGCAGUCUGACAGAGAAACCCUCAGAGGUAUCUGAUUCCCAGGGGAGUGACAGUGAAUAUGAAGUGGAGCAAAAUCAGCAGAAAACCCAUUCAUUUGUUAACCAUUACAUCAGUGACCCCACCUACUACAAUUCAUGGAGACGUCAGCAGAAAGGCAUAUCACGCUCCCAUGCUUACAACUACAGUGAGAAUGACCCUGAGGACAGCGAUCAAUGUAUCAUCCCCAACAGCAACAGUAGCCAACAGGGAAGCCUUUAUAGGCCAAAAUCAAGCCGGACUCCCACACCACAGCAAUCUCACAGUCUCCCUUCCCAAAAUCCCAUUUACCGUCCCCCAAGCAGCCUCGCUCCAGCAGCACGUCCUCCUAUUGCUGGAUUUUCAUCCUUUGUUUGAUGCAAAAAAAUGUCAUCACUUUAUCGCAGUUUCUUUGCAAUCGAAAAGAAACAUAACUAUAUAUAAAGAUAGUAUGUGUGUAUACUGUAUGUAGUACAUGCAUAUAUACAUAUUAUAUAUAUAUAUACAUGAAGAAAGGGGAGCCAAGAGGAUAAUUUGGGAGACAAUCAGUUGUGGUUUGGUCUCUUUUUGCUGCUUCAGUUAUGUGUAUUAUUCCAAAGGUAUUAGGUGCAAAACUGAACAAAUGUGAUGAGCGCACUCAUAUAAAAAUAUCCAUAUUAUGGAGAAAUUCUCUUUACCGAGAAAAAAACUGCCAAAGUUGAAUAUUCUACAGUUAAAAUACAGUGUUUCUGUUAUGUGCAUUAUAUUGGAAGGAUGUCUUAUUAUGAUACCAAGUAGAUGGACCAUUGGCGCAUAACCUCAUUUUGAUAGUGGUAUGGGUGCCAACUCCAAACUUCCAAUGUGGAUCUGGUUACAGAGGUAUAUAUAUUCACAAAAUCACUCCACCUACAAAUUUACAAUGAGGAGGUAUUACUUAAUUGAAAAAGAAUGUGUUGAACAAGUUCAAGGAGGCCCCAUACAUUGAAUAUAAUAAAGGGGAGCUCAGUCCCGCACUUUAAAGCGGCAACACCAAGAACAAUUUUUACUAUAGUGUUAAAGUAUAAUAGGAAGCAGAAUAAAUUAUACCCCAUAUUUAAUUCAGUGACCAUUGUCGUGAUUCACUCGAUGUAGAGGAAAUAUUUUUGACUCUACAGCAGAAUAACAUAUAUUUUUGGACCUCAGUUACAAGAUAAAGUAAGACCUGACUCUUUUUAUUGUGUUGCUCUUUUUAUACAAAUUUUAUUUGCUAUGUUUUGCAUAACAGUUAUUGAGAAUUUGAUGUGUGUAUAAAAUUUAUCAAGGCA